This is a messenger RNA of Girardinichthys multiradiatus, 731 nucleotides long. RefSeq names its product elongin C paralog a (gene eloca). Gene Ontology annotation, cellular component: elongin complex. The transcript has 4 exons. Gene Ontology annotation, molecular function: protein-macromolecule adaptor activity. The record is from RefSeq and is a predicted model, not a curated record. Gene Ontology annotation, biological process: ubiquitin-dependent protein catabolic process. Bases 148 to 486 code for a protein of 112 amino acids. NCBI's taxonomy places the organism in Eukaryota, Metazoa, Chordata, Actinopteri, Cyprinodontiformes, Goodeidae.
AAAAAAAUCCACGGAACACAUUUAUUGCGGACCGUGUACCCGAAAACUGGUUCCGGGUAAAAAGAAUUUGGUGGCUAACAUUAGCUGACAUUUAAUCUCCGUCGCUCAGUUAUCCACACGGCGGAUUAACAGAAAUCCCGGAACAGGAUGGAUGGUGAGGAGCGAACCUACGGUGGCUGUGAAGGGCCCGAUGCCAUGUAUGUGAAGCUCAUCUCCUCAGACGGCCAUGAAUUCAUUGUGAAAAGAGAACAUGCCUUGACAUCUGGAACCAUUAAAGCCAUGCUAAGUGGGCCAGGACAGUUCGCGGAGAACGAAACCAAUGAGGUGAACUUCAGGGAGAUCCCAUCUCACGUCCUGUCCAAGGUCUGCAUGUAUUUCACCUACAAGGUCCGUUAUACCAACAGCUCCACAGAAAUACCAGAGUUCCCCAUCGCUCCUGAGAUUGCUCUGGAACUGCUCAUGGCUGCAAACUUUUUGGAUUGUUAAAGUUACAAAAAAAGAUGUAAAAACAUGAAACAUUUUUGAGUUUUUUUUUUUUUUGAGUAUUUAAUUGUUCUACCAUUUAUUUCACAUGAUAAUUUUUUUUUGGCUCGUCUUCUGUCAUGGUUUCCCUUGUAUAACUAAAAAUGUUGUUUUAAAAUGGAAGCCAGGAAAGGGGGUAAUUGCACCUUCCUCCACAGAAAUGUCCUCACCUCUCCAUAUUAAUAAAGACCUAUUUGGUGAGCACUUUU